CUUUUUUCACCUGCAAACUGCGCUCGCAAAACCCACGACCAGAAAAUCGCAUGUGAAAGAUUCCCGUGGCCUCAUCCAUUGCACUGCUCCUAGCCUUCUAUUCCCAUCUCCUCUCCGUUGACUUGUAUCAGACGGCAGGAAGAGUCCAAAGUCAACACCGUCUUCAUCUUCACCUCAUUUCGCUCGCUACACCCUCAUGACUGCCGCCUCUUACCGUAUUCUGCCAGCUUCUCGGCCCGUUGACCUCCCCGAAUCAACACUUCCCAACAGAUCCUCCGACUGUCUCUCUGGCCUGACUUCGACUUUGCUUGCAACCUGCGCCCUCGUCUCAAUGCGGUCUUCCGUUUGACGGCUACUGUCUCGUCUCUUUCACCACCUCGUCCUCCUCUCCCACGCCUGUCUUUGUUAUCUCGCCCGCCUCAUCUUCGACUUGCCACAACAUUCACCCAAUCGUCAACCCACCCCCUCCACCCUGGUCAAUACAUCGUCUGCUAGCGGUCCAUUCACUGGCUAUAUCUCACAAGUCUAGGCUGCCUCAGAGCAGCCUAGGAGAAGAGGUGGAAGCGUCGCGUGAUUGAUGUUGGCGACUCAAAGAAUGUCGUCCCAUGGAGGACAACAGACAUUUCCCUUUGGCUACCAACCGGAAAACCUUCAUGGAAUUGGUUUGCCUGAGUUUAUGACACCAGGUCCCCCUCCGGGCCAGCCAUUGCUUAAUGCGCACGAGAAUCAAGACCUGGACAACUUCUUCCAAGGCUUUGAUCAAAAUGCCGCGGCCAAUAAAGCACUUACCCAUGCUCAGUUCACCCCUCACACCGAUCAUGACCAACUCUUUGAUAUGCCACCAAUGUUCGUCGGCUCAGAUACGGCGCUGGCUCAGCGGUCUAUCAUCGAACAGCAUCAGCUAGCAGGAGCUGGAUUCCCGUAUGGAGAUGGCUUUCUGGGACAUGACAUGAACACAGUCUCACAGGCAACUCCACUGGUCGGCGGAAUGCAUGGGGUUUCGUACACUGAUGCAACAUUCCCAAAUCCUCUCAUUGCUCAACUCCAGUCCGCCGCAUCAAUGCAACCCGCUUACACUCAAGGUUGGCAACAGGCAUAUCCACCUCAGACCGCAAUUAGGAUGCCCCAAGCAGGUCGCCUAGGAAUGGACUUUGGCACCGAUUCUCGGUUCCAACCAAGUGGUUAUGCAGCUCCUCACAAUCCCAUGGACCCUGACCUGCCUCAAGGGCUACAGAUGAACAACCCCAUUGGCGAAUGGUUGGAACCCGCAAGUGGGAGCACAACUCAACCGAACACACAGCCAAAUACCCAGCCGUCAAGUCCCACUUGGUCAAAGAAGAGAAAUUUCGACGAUUUUGCAAGAGAUCAACAGCCUCGCAAUGGCGUUAUCGCCUCUGCCCAACAAACCAGCAUGGCUCAACCGUCUCCAUCGCAGUCCAACCCCAGGAGGAAACGAUCAGUGGUCAAGACCGAAAAAGGGGCAUCAAUAUCUCAGCCGCCGACGCCUCUUUCCAACAGCAAACCACAUACUCCGCUCAAUCCUGAUAACCACGGCCUAAGCGAGCAGGAGCCAGAUCCUGAGGUGGAAGUCGAAGGAGAGGACGAAAAUGAUGCUACAGAACAACCCAGGUCACCUUCUCCAGCACCUUGGCCGGCCUCAAAAGCUCGCCCUCCCCGAAAUACAAAGGCGCCACCACCGAAGCCCUCUCGUAAGAAGAAAGCCAGUGUGAAUACGUCAACACCCAUCAAGCCCAAAUCAAAGGUCCAACGUCUCAGUAUCACGUCUACCCGAGUACCUCUUAGCGUCGAGCAAAAGAAAGCUAAUCACACGAACUCGGAGCAACGGCGGCGAGAUGCAACAGCACGUGCCUAUGCGGAACUCUACGACUUGGUCCCCGAACUUGAAGAAAUGGGGAAGCAAAGUACAAUGAAGAAGCUUGAGGUUGUCGUGGCCAAAGUCCAGCGUGUGAAGCAAAAGGUCGAAGAGCUGAGAUCAAAAGUCGGGGUAGAUCCAAUGACCGGGCGGCCCAUCAGUGGUCCAAGUGGAGGUCCGCCGAUGCUCUUGUACAGUGACGUUCCAGGCUGGCGCCAAUGACCGGCCAGGAGAAUGAAUGUACUCCCGUUGGACCAGCGAUCAAUGGACAACAUGCCCUUGCCAGAAGUCCGACAUUACGACGACCGGAAUUGGGUCACCCGUUUAACAGUCAGAAAGAAGUGAACGACAUGACAUGACAACCGCUUUACGACAACCAUUUCAACCUGUGCAAAAUCUCUUUGCGUUACAUACUUUCUCCCUAUUUCCACUUCUUCAAAGAUACCCACUUGAGAUUACGCAAGCUUUUGAUGACAGAAACGGCGCGUUGGACAAAACGUUUAUGGCCGAGGGCGGAUUACUGAGGAAAAUUUCCUUAUCAGUUUUGAAAAAGAGAAAAGAAAAGAAAUCUUCUCGCCAUGUUGGAAAUCACACGGAAAGCAUCAGGACAACCUGACGACAUCGUUCGAGUACACUUUCAGGAAGACCUGAACUUGUGUUGAGAGGAUGCUCAUAAUCUAAUACUGUCCGCACUCAUUCUCCAAGGACAAGAGCUGGCAAUGGAUGAUAAUGGAUACGAGGGCGAUUCAGACGAUGUGGGACAAGUCAAGAAGAGUUCACAAGCCACGCAAGACAGAGGCGGAUACUGUUUCCCUCUCUCGCAAAAUCUCGAAGAGCUGGCGCUCUGAAAACAUGACCGAUUUCGCCUGCCCUCAAAGAUCCUUGGAGAGACAAGCCAUGCUAAUACUGUAGAGUCAAUGCAAGCUGAGGACUAAUUAGAUAUGAUAGCGUCCCACCCUCCAAAGAGGCUCCUCUCUCGUCUCCUAC
This is a messenger RNA of Cladophialophora immunda, 2860 nucleotides long. RefSeq lists its product as uncharacterized. The transcript has 2 exons. Lineage: Eukaryota; Fungi; Ascomycota; Eurotiomycetes; Chaetothyriales; Herpotrichiellaceae. Gene Ontology annotation, molecular function: protein dimerization activity. Bases 578 to 2095 code for a protein of 505 amino acids. The record is from RefSeq and is a predicted model, not a curated record.